UCUCUCUCUCUCUCUCUCUCUCUCUUUCCAAAACAGUAAGCAGGUAAAGGGCAGGGUGUGAAAGAGGGAGGAGAGUGACAGGAAGAAGGUGAGGAAACAAUGAGAUGACAAGAGUACAACAAAACACAAACGGACUGAAGAGACAGAAAUCGAGUUUUGUAAGCAUUUUGGGAUUCUGCUGAUUGCGAGAUGCUUGUGACUGUGUUAUUUAUUGUCACGAUGAUGCCGACAGGUCAUCUGAUGUAUGGCCUCUCUAAGCACAAUAAAGAAAGAUUUCCCCGGGCCAUCGUGAAGAGAGACUGUUCAUCUUCAAUUAUGUGCGAACCAGGAUUUCACCUAUCAGACUGCAAGUGCUCUCCGUGUAAACCUGGUUUUUACACCAGUCACUUUAACAGAGAAGAUGAGUGUUACCGCUGCUUCCAGAGCUGCAAACCUGCCUAUAAUUUGGAGGUGGUGAAAGAGUGCACAAGAACAUCUGAUGUGGAGUGUCGCUGUCGGGAUGGUUUCAGCUGUACAGAGCGAGAUCCGUACACACAAGGCUGUCGAAGAUGUCAUCCGAUCACAACACCCACCCCAAGCCUGCCUUAUAUAUCUACUUACUCCCCUGCUGCCUCCAUUUUAUCCACUGAUUCCCCGCAAAUCAACUGGAAGGAUGGAAAUUUUAUUUGGAUUUUUAUUGGAUUCUUUUUAAUUAUGUUGUCCAUCAUGGUCCUUAUCAUCUUCUUUCGGUUCUGCAAAAAGAAAGAGAAAGAAUGCUUUAAGCAAUUUGUCCGGCAAUGCUCAUUGGGCAAUCUAGAGAUGGACAGUGAGUCCACACCUCCAAACAGCCAGGCAGGUGAUCAGCGAGAGAUGCCGUCACAUGACAGUAUACCCACCAAUCAACAAUCAGGCUGCUCUUUCCAUCAGCCAACCGACUCGCCGCAGGCGGUGCCGCCUUCUGGCAAUUUAGGCCCACUGCACAUCUAUGGUCCCCAGACAGUUUUUGUUAGUUUGCUCAAUCAAUUUGGAUAUGACGGAGGAGAUAAAAAAGCUAAUGAACUUCAAGAGGAAUCUAUAAGUAGCAUCAAUGUGCCCCAUCCUCAGUCUCCCCCCAUACAUCUAUCUCAAGAGGAAAAAAGCUAUGAGAACGAUUUUAUCUUCUUCCCAUCACAAGAACAAGGAAAGGAGUGCCAUAUAUCUAAAGAAGAGGGUCUGUAAAGGAUUAUCAGAAAUCUCUGUACUCAUCCGGUACUAUUUGACCAAGUAUUAAAACUCUAACCCUGGCAGGGGAUGUCGUCCAAGAGGCAUGAGGCUGCACCGUUGGAAGACCUGGGUGUUUGACUAACAGAAAGUUUUAUGUAUAAGCUUGACAGUUUAUGCUGACUUUUUAUGCUUUGUCAUGAUUUCGAACCAUCAGAUUGGCUGAUGUGGUGCUAAUGCUGACUGCAUAAAGAGCUGUAAAGGCUCUCCAGGUCACUGCUGGUCUCUCUUAUGAAUGGUGGUUAGAAGAUCUCGGGGCCAAAGCUUUAUCUUUGUUAAAGAGCAGCCCCAAAACACUCAAAGAUAUUUAUUUAAACUUUUGCUAUUAAAGGCGGGGUGCAUGAUUUUUGAAAAGCACUUUGUAAGGGGCAUGUCUGGGUUGCGUAUGUGUGGGGCGGGUCUAUCAAAAGAAGGUCCAGGUUCUAUUGGGGUAGGGGCGUGUUUGUUUAGGUGAUUUCAAAUGUCAACACUGGCUUUCAGAGAUCAAGCACCCCGCCUUUAAGGUUAUAAUAACUGAAAUGUGCCUCUGUUUGUUUGACAGUCUAAUGGGAAUGACUAACUGGGAUCUGGGACCUCGUUUAUAAAGCGUGCGUAUGCACAGAUUUAAUAGUAAAGUGUUGCAGACAAUUUCAAGCUCAUAUGUGAUUUAUAAAUCUCACGUCUGAAAGUGAGGCGUAAGCGCGUUUUCUAUGCGUACAUUCGUUUUAUGAAUCACAUGUGCGUGCCUUUUGAGAAAUUAUCGAAAGGUCAAAUUCAGGACGUUUUCUAUGUAGCAUUUUAUAAAUGAGUCCCCUGGAGUUGUGACAUUUGCCAUUAUUAUUUAAUAUAAAGUUUGUAUUUAUUUGAACUGAUAUUAUCAAGUGUUAUUACCAAAUACUGACAGUGUUUUGCUCUAGACAGUGUUUUAAUAGUUUCUCAGUGUUCAGUACCUGCUCGGUUACGUCAGCGUUCUUCCUCUUUGGUUUUUAUGUGGCAGACGUUGGAUAAUGCCACCAAAAGUCCUGACAUUUCGAUGGUGGUCUGGAAAUGUCAACGCCGUUUCAUCCUUUUAACAACUCAACUAACUCAAUAAUCAGCGCACGAACACACAAAGCUGUUUUGUUAUGUAAAUAUGUUUUAUUAUUGCAGAAAUACACAUUUUUAUACAUGAUAUUGAUUGUAAAGUGCAAUAGCAUCAAUAAAAUUAUUUUUCCAUGAUUUCUCCCUGAGUACUUUAAUAUGAAUCGCAGGAAAUAAUAAAAUUCAAUACAAUUUUUUUUAUAAGUGGGUUGUUGAUAUACAGUACAGUGUAAUACUUGGAAAAUUUGCUGUGGUGUUUCAUGUUCUUAUAUAAUGGUUAUGCAUGCAGCUUUUCUGACCUUAUAUAUUUGUUGACACACUACAUGAACUAUUUUAACAUUUUCCUCUCAAAAAUUCUUCUUUCACUCAUUGUACAUUGAACUACUUGAAGGCAAAAGUAUCUUAAAAACUUAAAGAAAGGCCGGGCUAUACAGUUCUCCUUAAACAUUCAUACAUUAAACAGAUAAUCAAAAUUCU
This is a messenger RNA of Paramisgurnus dabryanus, 2775 nucleotides long. RefSeq lists its product as uncharacterized. Gene Ontology annotation, biological process: regulation of stress-activated MAPK cascade; extrinsic apoptotic signaling pathway in absence of ligand; motor neuron apoptotic process. Gene Ontology annotation, molecular function: protein binding; tumor necrosis factor receptor activity. The record is from RefSeq and is a predicted model, not a curated record. Gene Ontology annotation, cellular component: membrane raft; CD95 death-inducing signaling complex; external side of plasma membrane. Lineage: Eukaryota; Metazoa; Chordata; Actinopteri; Cypriniformes; Cobitidae.